Molecule: messenger RNA, 1623 nt
Organism: Lichtheimia ornata
Lineage: Eukaryota; Fungi; Mucoromycota; Mucoromycetes; Mucorales; Lichtheimiaceae
Exons: 9
Coding region: 1-1623 (540 amino acids)
Molecular function (GO): CoA-ligase activity
Source: RefSeq, a predicted model, not a curated record
AUGCCCGUCUUUUCCUCAAAACUUCCUUCCAUUCCCCCAUACAAGGAGGGUAUUGUCCAAACACUCUUUCGUCAAAAGGACAGCAAUGACAACCUUGAUCUUCCUUGCUACAUUGAUGCUGUAACCAAUAAGUCGCUCACUUUCAAGGAGGUUCGAGACAUGUCUCUUGAAUUUGGUGCUGGUCUCCAAGAUGUAUUUGGAUUCCAAAAAGAUGACGUACUUGCUAUCUAUGCUCCCAACACGAUUGACUAUGCUGUGGUAUUGUUUGGCACCCUUGUUGCAGGCGGUGUGGCAAGCCCUGCCAAUCCCAAUUAUACCGUGGAUGAAUUGGCGCAUCAGCUUUUGGAAACACAAGCCAAGGUGGUUGUUGCGCACCCAUCGAAUCUCAAAAUUGCCAUUGCAGCUGCAAAGCAGGUACCAUCCGUGCGGCACUUUUUGGUGUUUGGGGAUCAAUCAGUCGGCGACGUGCAUCCAUAUAAUCGGGUACUUCUCGGGAAACGCAAGGCGGAGCCAAUGCCUCGAAAUGCAGAUGAUUUGGCUUACUUGUGCUUUUCUUCGGGAACCACAGGCAAGAGCAAAGGUGUUAUGACUUCCCAUGACAACAUCGUUGCCAAUAUCAAACAAUUCCUCCAAAUGGAAAGCAAGUACUAUACACCUCAAAAUCGCCAUCUUGGUGUCUUGCCAUGCUUCCAUAUGUUCGCCCUUAACUUGAUUCUCCAUGUACCUUUCUAUACUCGUACUCCAGUGUACUUGUUGCCACGCUUUGAUCUCGUCGGAUUUUGCAACACCAUUCAAAAGCAGAAAAUCACAUUCGCGUGCUGUGUACCACCUAUGUUGCUACUACUUGCCAAGUCACCCGAAGUACCCAAAUACGAUUUAAGCUCUCUUCUCAGUAUUGUUGUGGGUGCUGCACCAUUGGAUGCCGAUCUCACGCGUGCCGUUAUUCGUCGUUUGCCACAAAUACGUAUCAAGCAAGGAUACGGACUUACCGAAACGUCACCACUUACGUCGAUGCAGCCUGAUUAUCAAAUUGUGGAUGGUGCUACUGGUAUCUUGGCACCCGAUACACUUGCCAAGGUUGUCGAUGAGGAUGGCAACGAAAGGGGUAUUGGUGAACGAGGCGAACUUUGGAUUAAAGGCCGCCAGAUUAUGAAGGGCUAUAUCAACCGCCCUGAAGAAACCGCCCGAUCCAUUGAUGCUGAUGGCUAUUUCCACACCGGUGAUGUGGCUGUUAUUGACAAAGAUGGCAACAUUUUCAUUGUAGACCGCAUUAAGGAGCUUAUCAAAUACAAGGGCUUCCAAGUAGCACCUGCUGAAUUGGAAGCAUUGCUGCUUAAGAAUCCACUUGUGGCCGAUGCUGCUGUAAUUGGUGUAUAUGACGAAGAGCAGGCAACUGAAAUUCCUCGUGCUUAUGUGGUUGUUAAGCCUGGUGUGGAGCAAGAUGAUAAGACUGCCAAUGCUAUCAAGACCUUUAUUGCUGAACAGGUGAUCUCGUACAAGCAAAUCAAAUCCCUUGUGUUCCGUCCUGAAAUCCCAAAGAGCCCUACAGGCAAGAUUUUGCGAAAGAUCUUACGUGAAGAGGUCAAGCAAGAAGCAGCUGCCAAGGUCAAGGCCAAGCUCUAG